Messenger RNA from Penicillium atrosanguineum, 1560 nucleotides. RefSeq lists its product as uncharacterized. The coding region runs from base 1 to 1560 and encodes 519 amino acids. Lineage: Eukaryota; Fungi; Ascomycota; Eurotiomycetes; Eurotiales; Aspergillaceae. Gene Ontology annotation, molecular function: acyltransferase activity. The transcript is spliced from 8 exons. The record is from RefSeq and is a predicted model, not a curated record.
AUGAUACCGGUAAUCAUUGGCGUUGCCGAUAUCAAAAAUCGGUCAACCGCAGUUGAGGAUGCAAAAGAGCCGGCAACUCUGAUGCUAGAGGCGAUUGAAAGAUGCAUCCAAGAUUCAAGCACUUCAAGUCAAUUCGCCGACGUUGUACGAUCCAGUAUCGAUAGUAUCGACGUCGUUCGCACUUGGACUUGGCCCUACUCGGAUCUGCCAGGACUUCUUUCAGAGAAACUUGGAGUUCAAGCGAAACAUAGAAGCUACAGCGAACACGGGGGGAAUCAGCCAGCCAAGCUUUUGGAUGAAGCUGCUCGGCGAAUCGCGACUGGUGAGAGCAAAGUGGCCGUCUUAACAGGAGCGGAAGCCCUAGCCUCUCUGGCCGCCUGCGUCAAAGAAGGAAAGAUCCCACCCCCCGGGUGGACCUCACCAGCAGAGUCGGUGAAAAGUGUUUUCUCGCCGACCACCAGGGAAUUAAGGAAAGACAUUGGUGGUUUACAUUCCGUGGGCGCACCUAUCCAUAUCUAUCCAAUGUAUGAGAACGGAUUCCGGGCUCAUCGUGGCCAGUCGAUCAAGGAUAACCAUGACGAGUCGACCGCCCUUUAUGCAGAUUUCAGCAAAGUCGCAGCUUCUAAUCCGUAUUCAUGGAAUCAUGGCAAAGAGACCGAAUCUCUACAAUCAAUUGGAACAGUGUCCAAAAGGAAUCGCAUGAUAUGCUUCCCAUAUCCACUUUUGAUGAACGCCUUCAACACUGUCAACUUGGGGGCGGCUUGUAUCUUGACCUCGACUGAAUUUGCAAAAGAACUACAGAUUCCGCGUGAGAAAUGGAUCUAUCCUCUUGGAGGCGCUGGGUUCAAGGAGCGCGAAUUAUUUUGGGAACGACCAAAUUUCUUCGAAAGCUCGGCCAUUUCGAAGUCACUUGAUCGGUGUCUCAGUGCCAGCGGGCUCACUGGAAGCGAAAUAGAUAUUUAUGAUUUCUACUCCUGUUUCCCUAUUGUGCCGAAACUUGCCUGCCAUCACAUGGGUCUCUCAAUUACCGAGCCAAAGAAACCUAUUACAGUCCUUGGUGGGCUCACUUCCUUUGGGGGCGCUGGCAAUAACUAUUCGAUGCAUGCACUCACUGAGAUGGUACGCUGCUUGCGUCGAGGAGCAGGGCAAACCGGACUGAUUUUGGCCAACGGGGGGUUCUUGUCCUACCAGCAUGCGAUCUGCAUUUCAACACAGCCUCGGAAGAAUCAUAACCUCUACCCGGACAGCGGGACGUUGCACUCUGGACCAUCUGAUGAGAUUCCACCUAUAGACUCAGAGACAGAAGGUGAAGCGAGAGUUGAGACCUAUACAGUUGAAUUUAACCGGGAUGGCAGCCCUGAGCAAGCUUACAUCGUUGGACGAUUGACAGGGAGCAACCAUCGUUUUCUUGCAAACCAUGGGAACCAGGCCACUUUGAAGCGACUUGCAUCGACUAGUGAAGAGCCCAUUGGGAUAAUUGGCACUGUGAUGCCCGAUCCAACGGGCGAUAAGGGAUAUAGGAAGAACUUUUUCUAUCUAGAUGGCAGCCCGAAACUGUAA